GCCAAAGGCACAGUGAUGUUCACAUCUCGUCUAACUGACCCGCGAGAAGUAAGGACGCUAGCUUUUUUCGGGUCUGGGAAGAGAAAGAAGGUCACUUCCGGCGACACGGUCGCGUCACUUCCUCCGAAGCUUGGUGUUUCGUCAGUGGGCACCCACGCGGGUUCAGCAUGCGUAUCGAGAAGUGUUAUUUCUGUUCCGGGCCCAUCUACCCUGGCCACGGUGUUCAGAUUUUGUAAAUCUAAAUGUCAUAAAAACUUUAAAAAGAAGCGCAAUCCUCGCAAAGUUAGGUGGACCAAAGCAUUCCGGAAAGCAGCUGGUAAAGAGCUUACAGUGGAUAAUUCAUUUGAAUUUGAAAAGCGUAGAAAUGAACCUAUCAAAUACCAGCGAGAGCUAUGGAAUAAAACUAUUGAUGCAAUGAAGAGAGUUGAAGAGAUCAAACAGAAACGCCAAGCUAAAUUUAUAAUGAACAGACUGAAGAAAAAUAAAGAGCUACAGAAAGUUCAGGAUAUCAAAGAAGUCAAGCAAAACAUCCAUCUUAUCCGAGCCCCUCUUGCAGGCAAAGGGAAGCAUUUGGAAGAGAAAAUGGUACAGCAGUUGCAAGAGGAUGUGGAUAUGGAAGACGCUUCUUUAAAAUCUCUGUAACCAUUUCUUUUAUGUGCAUUUGAAAAUGCCCUUUGGACACUUGGAACUGCUAAAUUAUUAGUUUAUUUUUUACAUAAGGUUACUUAAAUGAAAAGUGAUUAAAAUAUGUCUUUUCUACAUUGCCAUCUAUAAAACAUCAGAUAUUACGGAUGUUACAUUACAUCUCAGUGUUAAAUCUUCACUGACAGAUGUACUUAUGUAAAUCAUGAAAAUUCUGCUUAUAACUAUAGAAGUGAAUUGUGGAUGUAAAAUGCUUAUUCCAUCUGGAUAAUGGCACAGGGCAGCCUCUGUAUAAUAAGUAAUGGCAAAAAUUCAUGGUUAGUAAUGUAUAAAAUAAAAUAUUCUUUGCAGUAAAAUAUUCCCUUUAUUAAUGUUAUAGAACAGGGGAUACAAUAAGGAAAUAAUUUGUAUGAGAGUGUCAAAUACUAUUUUAUUUUAAUAUUUCCUGUUUUGGUUUAUUGGCAUCUCAGAAGAGCGUAAUGAUACUGUUUGAUGAAGCCUAAUUGUGCUGGACUGUUUUGACCUGGUUUAACCCUUCUGAUAGGUAGUUUUGGAUGUUGGGGAUGAGAACUGAAUAAUCUUUGCCUGGAGCGACACUAUUUAGAAUUUCCACUUUGGAGAAUACUCAGUUCCAACUUCUGAUUCCUGGUAGAACAAACUUUAUUUUUCUAACCUACCAAUGAUCUAGAAGCAGAGAAAUCCCAAUGCCUUUUAAAAGUUACAUGGCUUUCUUUUAAAAAGCUCCUGUUUUUGGAAAGUAGAAUUUAUGGGUACAACAUCUAUUCAUUAUUUGUACAUAAAAUAAAACCAUUUAAAAAGUAA
Messenger RNA from Cebus imitator (Panamanian white-faced capuchin), 1464 nucleotides. It is a transcript of the gene RSL24D1, whose product is annotated as ribosomal L24 domain containing 1. The transcript is spliced from 6 exons. Gene Ontology annotation, biological process: ribosomal large subunit biogenesis; translation. The coding region runs from base 16 to 642 and encodes 208 amino acids. The record is from RefSeq and is a predicted model, not a curated record. Gene Ontology annotation, cellular component: nucleolus; ribosome. NCBI's taxonomy places the organism in Eukaryota, Metazoa, Chordata, Mammalia, Primates, Cebidae. Gene Ontology annotation, molecular function: structural constituent of ribosome.